CCAGUUAUUCUUAACUGUAGCUUCUAAUGGUAGCAUUCCAAUAGGAACAUUGGGAAGUUGUGCAUGGAAAUGGUGCUCAGGAAAAAACGUCCGCUCGUGGAUUUCCCCCUGUAUAUUCGCAGCUGUAACACAAAGGUUGUUGCUGGAGUCAGAUGGGUCCAUCAGAACCUGUUCAGUAACGUCAUGGCCCUGACAGAGGAGCAGUCUGAGAAACACUGCUGGGUGUGUUUCGCCACUGAGCGGGACGACCGCGGCGCGGAGUGGGUGAGCCCCUGCAGGUGUAAAGGCUGCACCAAAUGGAUCCACCAGUCGUGUCUGCAGCGCUGGCUGGACGAGAAACAGAAAGGAAACAGCGGCGCCGCCGUUAACUGUCCGCAGUGUGGCACCGAGUACUGCAUCAUUUUCCCCAAGAUGGGCCCGCUGGUGUACUUCCUGCAACAGGCAGACAGAGCCCUGUCCCGCGCCAGCCCGUUCGCUGCUGUCGGAGUGGUUGUUGGGACGGUGUACUGGUCAGCAGUCACUUAUGGAGCCGUGACCGUCAUGCAGGUGGUGGGGCAUAAGAAGGGUCUGUUUGUGAUGGAACGGGCUGACCCUCUGUUCCUGCUCAUGGGCCUGCCGACCAUCCCGGUGCUGCUGGUCCUGGGGAAGAUGAUCCGCUGGGAGGAUUACUUAGUGAGGCUGUGGCAGAGAUACUCUUAUAAACACAGCCCUUCAUCAGGCGGUGGCGGUUAUGUGCCACGUCUGCGUGCCGAGAUGCCCGGCGCUGGAGACCACCUGUCUGUGUCCAGAACUCUGUGUGGAGCUCUCAUCUUUCCCUCCAUAGCCAGUCUGGUGGGACGGCUGCUGUUCAGACGGGUUACCUCCAACCUGCAGCGCACCAUACUGGGGGGCAUUGCGUUCGUGCUUGUCAAAGGCGUACUGAAAGUGUAUUUCAAACAGCAGCAGUACAUCCUGCAGGCCAACAGACACAUCCUGAACUAUCCAGAGAGCCACAAGACCCGACUGGGGGGUGAUGGAGAUGACAACACAGAAGACGGCAGGAACGAGUGACCGCCUGUCCCCCUAGAGGACAGCAGGAACGAGUGACCGCCUGUCCCCCUAGAGGACAGCAGGAACGAGUGACCGCCUGUCCCCCUAGAGGACAGCAGGAACGAGUGACCACCUGUCCCAAGAGGAUGAGGACAGAGAGACGGCUGGACGCAGGGUGUGGGUCCUGGACUGAAUGAUAAUCACAGGUGAUCCUUUGUUGCCUUAAAUUCUCCCCAAUGAACUGAAGCAGUGUCUGAACAGAUCAGCUCUGACCUGAUCUGUUGUCAUGACGAUGAGAAGCUGCAGAUGAUGACCUUCUGUAGUUCUAUUAUUUUCCCUUGUUUAGAACCAGCUGAAUGACUACAUGUUCUAUGCAAAAUGAACUAUUUUUGUUCCCCUGACCUUGUUUCCAUUGGUGCUUGUUGAACUUUGCCAAUAAACGACAUGCUGUGGCCAGAUGAUAAACUUUAAAACAGUUCUGCAUUCUUUUAUGUUGUUGUUCCCCUUGAAUAAUUUCUACCAUCACAGAAAAACCUGUUAUUUUUUCAGAUCUGGAUUAAGGAAAAAAAAAAAAAAAAAAAAAAAAAAAUAUAUAUAUAUAUAUAUAUAUAUAUAUAUAUAUAUAUAUAUAUAAGCAAUAAAUUCAAAAUACCCUUACAUUACACGGUCUACACGGUCCUAAGGCCACAAAGGGAAAAUCAUCAGGUUUUUCCUGAUUGAAUAUAAUAUACACAAUGUUAACGUGAUCAAUGGAUUUUAUGCUGACCUCUGUGCUCCUGGUUUUUUAUAAUUUCUGUGUCAUCCAGUUGUUUCAGUCUAAUGUACAGAUCACAGAGGCAGUCAUGUAUUUUGUUGAACGUGUUUAUUGCUGGAUUUAAAUUGCUGUAAAUGAGGAAAACAAAAAGCACUGCCUGCUAUAUUCCCUCCUCAUUGUUUCUGGCCCAGAAGCUUUAAAUACUAUUUAAUUUUUGCCAAAUAAAGAUGAAGAGCUUCACUGUU
Molecule: messenger RNA, 2028 nt
Organism: Gambusia affinis (western mosquitofish)
Lineage: Eukaryota; Metazoa; Chordata; Actinopteri; Cyprinodontiformes; Poeciliidae
Gene: marchf5l
Product: membrane-associated ring finger (C3HC4) 5, like
Exons: 7
Coding region: 64-1050 (328 amino acids)
Molecular function (GO): zinc ion binding
Source: RefSeq, a predicted model, not a curated record